CCGUCCGCACCAGACAGAAAACGGCAAGAGCCAUCGGGCCGCCGGAGAAACGUCGUUUCAUCUUGAUGCCUGGGGAUUCCUUCCAGCUUCCUUCCUUCCUGGUGCGGUUGGUGGGAGUCAAGGGUCCUGGUAUAUCGUGUCAACUUUGUAGAUGGAACUGAAAUUCAUGUUGAAUAAACGAUAAAUAUUAUGACACCCUCCUCGAUUUUUCUUGCUGUGUCCUUGAUUUUCAAGAUGGUUCCUGCAUUGGACUGCAUUCAGAAACAGGGAGGCUUCUUGGGAUCCACAUGCCUUUCUUUGUCCAAUGAUUGCAUGCAUCCUCCCUCCUGUCACUCUGUCGUGUCCACAAUCCACAUUGUUUGCUGUAUGUAUGUGGUAGACACUGCAGGAACUGAUUUGGCAGCAGUAGUACAUGACUUCACAAACCUCAAUGCUUCCCCAACUUGCAAGACGAAGCAGGCUGGCUGUCAUAUGCUGUGCCGCCGGGGCUCAUUUCGGUCGAUGUGUAUCAUUAAAUACGGUAGGCACCGAGAUAUACCAGACCUACAUAUGAAACUUCUUUUUCGCCUUUUUUGUUUCUGAAAACAUCAUUGUCAAUUCAGUGAUUUCAGUCUGCAGUUAGCCCCGUGAUGUCCGCGAUGAAUCUAUGACGUGGCAUCCUCUUAUCGUCCUUGUCAUGAACCA
This is a messenger RNA of Eremomyces bilateralis CBS 781.70, 684 nucleotides long. RefSeq lists its product as uncharacterized. NCBI's taxonomy places the organism in Eukaryota, Fungi, Ascomycota, Dothideomycetes, Eremomycetales, Eremomycetaceae. The coding region runs from base 190 to 582 and encodes 130 amino acids. The transcript has a single exon. The record is from RefSeq and is a predicted model, not a curated record.